UCACUUAGCUUACAAAUAUUAUUUAUAAAAGCAGAAAAACCUUCAGAUGUGCAAGUGUGCACAUUUGAUGAAUCUCAAUUGUCUUGUACUUUCCAGUGUCUUAAGUUAUGUUUGUAUGCUGUCAUUUGUAUCAUUUUUACACAAUAGAAAGGAAUAAGUUGGACCAGAUAAUGACAAGCCAUAAAUGACGCACAUGAAAUAAAUGUGUGUGAAACACACACAUUGAUUGGCAGAGAGAUUUGACAUUGGCUUCUGGCAUAUUCGUGGCUUGGGUUACAUCAGUUGAUGUGGUCCUUCCUCUUAUGUCUUCCUAAUAAUAGUAUACUAACACCAGAUUAGGAAGUGGUCUUACUCUGACCUAUGAAACAUUCUUGUUUGUUGAAAAUCAGCAAGACUCAGCUAUGCCCAGUUUCUCUCUCCUGUUCUUUUUUUUUUUUUUUUGUCUAUGCCUCUAAGAAACUAGCUGCUCGUUCAUGUAUAAAGUUAGAGGCACUUUGCAUUUGAAAUUCGACUCUUCUGUCAGCAGUUACCAACUUCCUCUUUUAUCCAGUUGCUGUAAGUGACACUCGACAAGUUUUCACUUUGUCUUUUUUACAACCUGCCGCCGUCAUUGGAUUAUAUUACAUUUUUGUAGCACUUAUUUGUUCAGCUGCCAUCUCUGAGAAAUGUGUGUAUGUGGCAGAGGAGAUCCUUUUAAGAGAUGAGAUCAUUAAACUGAUAUUGACUGGAAGGAUUCUGGUGAGACGUUGAACAGACAUCAUGAUGUUAACAACAUGCAUGGUUGGUUCCAGAAACUAUUGAAAUCAAGAGCAUCUGUACCAGCACAACGUGAACAAGACACAAAAGUGGCAAAAAAGUCAGUGUCCUCUAUGAGCAGUGCAUCAACUUCAUCUCCAUCUACGUCGACAAGCUCUUCUUUGUCAUCAUCAUCAUCACUGGGGACAGCCCCUUUUAAAAAAACAUCACAGCCACAGUCUGCUCUGAGCUCACUGCUGCGAUGGAGCCGAAAGUAUGACGUGUUUGUGUGUCACAGCUCUGUGCACAGUGACACUGAAGAGGCAAUACGCCUGGUGUCUUUCCUGGAGGCCUCACCACAAAGUCUGAGGUGCUUUCUGUGGCAGAGGGACACCUGUCCAGGGGGGGCAAUGUCUACAGAGUUAUGCCAGGCUGUGGAAGAGAGCCAUUUAAGAGCCCUGCUUAUCACUCCUAACUUCCUGCAGGAUGACUGGUGCAUAUACAUGAUGCACCAGGCUCUGGCAGAGGGGCCUAUGUCCAAUCGGCUUAUCCCCUUGGUUCAGAACCUUUCCCGCUCUCAGUAUCCACAGGAACUGAGGUUCUUCUUCUACAUUGACCUGAGCAGGAACCCUGACCGAGGUUACACCCUCGUCAACAAGACUGUGCUCAAGUACCUGCAAGACCUGGCUAUAAAAGAGAAAGAACUUGAAUGCAACACAGACAGCUCUGACGGACCAAGUGGAGAAAGCAGCCCUAAAAAAGACAAUCUGAUGUCAAGUAAUGACCCCACUGAGACGUAAAUACCGCUGGAAGUGAUAGAGAAGAGAGAUAAAGGCUCAGUGAUGUUUGUGAACAUCAUCAACAGUAAUUAGGCUGUGAUGAGGGUGAGAGGGCUCCGGGGGGAGAAGGCUGCUGUUAUUGAACAAACUAAAAUUUAGAGACCAGUUUAUCACAUCAUGUUGGGAUUUUUAAGGAAAG
Molecule: messenger RNA, 1713 nt
Organism: Epinephelus lanceolatus (giant grouper)
Lineage: Eukaryota; Metazoa; Chordata; Actinopteri; Perciformes; Serranidae
Gene: tirap
Product: toll-interleukin 1 receptor (TIR) domain containing adaptor protein
Biological process (GO): toll-like receptor 4 signaling pathway; positive regulation of canonical NF-kappaB signal transduction; positive regulation of chemokine (C-X-C motif) ligand 2 production
Cellular component (GO): plasma membrane; cytoplasm
Molecular function (GO): Toll-like receptor 4 binding; Toll-like receptor 2 binding
Source: RefSeq, a predicted model, not a curated record